AUGGGCCACCUCAAAGGCGUCGUCGUCUGCAUUUGCGGCGACCUACGCUCAGACAAAGACAAGAACAAAACAAUCCGUGAGCAGUUUACUGAUGAAAACAUCAAGAAUUGGCUCAAAUACCGCGGUGGCAAACUCGUCGAGGAGGUCAAUAAGACUACUACCCAUCUCCUCUGCUCCAGAUCCGCCUUCAAAAACAAAGAUCCCAUGGUCCAGUCCGCUCGGAAGCGUGGUUGCUACAUUGUCACUUACGAGUGGCUGGCCGAUACUAUACAGCUUCAUGAUUACCAUGAUAAAAAGAAAGCCCCUCCCAAUCUCUAUCAUCCUAGAAGAGCUCGCGAUGGUGAUGCCAUCUCGAACCUUUACACGGGAAAGAAGAAGCGCAAGACUGCUAAGCAGGCGCCAGUGGGAGCAUUGGAAACCGCCGCCAGGGAUGGUGAUGAUGAGACCAAAGCUGAAAAAGGAAUUGCUGAAACUGAGAUAAAGCACUCAACCAUUCCAGAGGAAACAGACCCUCCAAAUGUGUCCGAAGCACUCGAGAAAGAGAGCAAAAAGGUUGUCGAUGACAAGAAGAAAGCAGGCAUUCUCGCCAACAAAGCGAGCAGUAAGGCCGCUGGAAAGGCCGCUGGAAAGGCCAGUACGAAGCCCAAGAACAAGGAACCUCCUGUCGACCUCAGCCUCUAUUCCGUGUGCAAGGACGAGCCCGGCCUGCACUCCAUCGAGGUCUCGAAGCCUGGUUUGCGAUUGAUCCUCGAGCUUUUUGAGUCCAAGUCAGAACCAAAAAAGUUCUUGUUCGGCGCCAGAAAAUACAAGACCAAAGACCCCGGGUUCUGUGCCAGGUGCUUCCCGAGCAGCGUUCCUGGAAGCAAGAAGCAUGAGUUCAAACAGUUCAGGUUAUUUUUUUGGCAAUGCACAGGUGUCCAUUGGCACCAACGGAACUCAGUGCCGAGCAAGGGGCCGUUUUACUACCAGUCCCCAGCUCUACCGGAAAAGACCACUAUCAGUACCGGGCACAAGGAAACGUCCAGCCAGCUUGGGGGAACUAAGAAACGACAAUCUAUGGGUUUUGAAGCCUUUUCUCGCGAGCACUGCGAUCACAAGACGUCGAUGAAGAGGAAGAGAUGCUACUCAGAAGAGCUUACCCCUGCAAGAGCCUUGAAGGGGUAUUUGAUUUGCGUUGCUUUCAGCGGUGCUUUUGCUUUCAACAGAGUGGUCGGCGAGACCACAACAGAGCCUGGUGGCACAACGCGCGACUCCACGCGCACGACGUCGAGAUUUGUGAUGGAGAACAUACCAUCCACUAUGGCUCGGUCUUAUGUGGACGGUUGCAUGGGCUCGGGGGAGAGCAUUUUAAUGAUCAACGAGGUGCAUGUGGAAUUGCUCGGAAUGGCAAUUGCACGGCAUCAAUCAGCGACCCAAUAG
This is a messenger RNA of Diaporthe amygdali, 1419 nucleotides long. RefSeq lists its product as uncharacterized. The record is from RefSeq and is a predicted model, not a curated record. The coding region runs from base 1 to 1419 and encodes 472 amino acids. The transcript has 4 exons. Lineage: Eukaryota; Fungi; Ascomycota; Sordariomycetes; Diaporthales; Diaporthaceae.